Molecule: messenger RNA, 2579 nt
Organism: Gaeumannomyces tritici R3-111a-1
Lineage: Eukaryota; Fungi; Ascomycota; Sordariomycetes; Magnaporthales; Magnaporthaceae
Product: polyamine transporter 2
Exons: 3
Coding region: 307-2235 (642 amino acids)
Biological process (GO): transmembrane transport
Molecular function (GO): transmembrane transporter activity
Source: RefSeq, a predicted model, not a curated record
CAUGCAAUGUUGACAAUAAUAAAAAGGACCAAGACGCCCCUUCUCGCCAUUGACGUAGAUUUUGCGUGUCUUGUCUCCCCAUCACCGCACCGUCAUAUCGCAACCCGCACGGGCAGUAGACGUCAAUUUCAACUACACAUCCCUAUAACAUCAGAUCGCAUUAUAUCUGGGGGACCCUGUACACAAACAACCCUACACGAGUGUGCGUGCCGAGUGCUGAAGAUACUCACCCUACAGCAACGACCACCACCCACCCACCAUCACCUGGCAUAAAAAGACUCGCCUGCAGGAGACGCCCUUAUCGCGAUGAACGAGGUCGAUCGCGAGCUCUCCGCAGCCGCGCGGGAGGCGUCGCCCGAUCGCUACAACGGCCGCGAGAGCCACGAGAUAGAGCGCGUGCUCUCGGCCUCGUCCGUCUCAACAGCGUCCUCGGAUGGCUCCUCGGCCAGGCGAAACAGGGCUGGCGGCGUCCUUGAUGCCGGCAUGAGCCGCAUGUCGACGCAGGCCGACCUGGAGCGCCACCCCACCGAGCUGAGCCGCAUCAACACGGCCCGCAGCCAGCACAGCGCCACCAUCGGUAGGAGUCUUCGGAGCCGCGAGUCCAGGAAGCCGCUGCCCGCCUUUGGCGCCGGUAAGCCCUUCCCUCCGCAGCUGCCCGACCGCGAGGAGUACGUGGUCGAGUUCGACGGCCCCGACGACCCCAUGCACGCCCAGAACUGGUCCCUCAACAAGAAGCUCGUCACCGCCGCCAUCCUUGGCUACACCACCAUGACGGCCUCCUUCGCGUCCUCCAUUUUCUCUGCCGCCACAAGAGCCGUGGCCGCCGAGUUCAACGUGUCUACCGAGGUCGGCCUCCUCGGCGUGUCCUUUUUCGUCCUGGGUUUCGCCUUUGGUCCAACGCUGUGGGCCCCCCUCUCGGAGCUCAAAGGCCGGCGUAUGCCCAUCGUCGUUUCCAUGUUUGGCUUCAGCCUCUUCUCCAUCGCCACGGCCACGGCCAAGGACAUCCAGACCAUUCUGAUCUGCCGCUUCUUUUCGGGCUUCUUUGGCGCCUGCCCGCUCGCCGUCGUCGCCGCCGUGUUUUCCGACAUGUUCGACAAUCGCACCCGAGGCGUCGCCAUCACCCUCUUCUCCAUGACCGUCUUCACCGGCCCUCUCAUGUCCCCCUUCAUUGGCGGCUUCAUGGUCGAGUCGUCCCUCGGCUGGCGCUGGACCAUGUAUCUGACAACCAUCAUGGGCUUCGUCGCCUUCGUGCUCGAUCUUUUCUUCUUGGAGGAGACGUACCCGCCCACCAUCCUGGUCGCAAAGGCCGCCGAGCUGCGCCGUCGCACCCUCAACUGGGGCAUCCACGCCAAGCAGGAGGAGAUCGAGGUUGACCUGCGAGAGCUCAUCAGCAAGAACUUCUCGAGGCCCAUGCGCCUGCUCUUCCUCGAGCCCAUCGUCACCGCCCUCUCUGUCUACAUGGCCUUUAUUUACGGCCUGUUGUACCUGUUCCUCACUGCCUACCCCUUCGUUUUCCAGGGCAUAUACCACAUGACCUCGGGCAUCGCCGGCCUCGCCUUCUUCGGAAUGAUCAUUGGCCAGUUUAUCGCCGGCAUCGUCGUGCUCCUUCAACAGCCUUGGUACAAUCGCAAGCUGGCGGCCAACGACGGUGUUCCUAUUCCAGAGUGGCGUCUCCCGUCCGUCAUAGCCGGAGGGGUUGCCUUCUCCAUUGGCAUCUUCUUCUUCGGCUUCUCGAGCCGGGCCGAUGUCCACUGGAUCGUCCCCACAGCCUCGGGUCUCCUGACUGGCUUCGGGCUCAUGUCCAUCUUCCUGCAAGCCCUCAACUACCUGGUUGAUGCCUACCUGAUGUUCGCCGCCUCUGCCAUCGCUGGGAACACCUUCCUCCGCAGCCUGUGUGGCGCCGGCUUCCCCCUGUUCGCCGGCGCCAUGUUCAACGGCAUGGGUGUCCAGUGGGCCAGUCUUCUGCUCGGCUGCGUGGCCGUCGCCAUGAUCCCCAUUCCCGUCAUCUUCUGGCUCUAUGGCCACAAGAUCAGGGCCCGCAGCGCCUUCGCGCCCACGCCGCCUCCCCAGCAGCAGCAGCAGCAGGACCGCGCAGGCUCGAGGAGCACCCCCUCCAUCCAGAACCCGGAAUCCGAGAAGGACACGUCGCCGGCCCAGUCCACGGGCAUGAACACGUCCUCCAACGGAGCCACCCCCGUGCGCAGGCAGCUCGACAAGGCCGAGGAGGCCGUAUGAGCGAGCCUUUGGUCUUGCACUCCCUUCUUUUUUUUCGUUUCAAACACUGCCCUCUCGACCCCUUCUUGGUUUAUAUACCCCUGUCUUUCUGUUUAAUGUUUUGACGAACAAGAAGUAAAGGAUGCAUGAGGGAAGCGAAGCGAAACAAAAGCAUUGAAAAUUCUAUUGGCUUAAUCAGGCGCCCUUGAUGGAGCCCUUAGUUGAUGAAUCUGUACUUUAUUAUAAUGGAUAAAAAGGGUAGCCUCGACAGAAUACCUGAGCGUAGAGGUUGUUUUUAGUAUAUACACUCGGGAUGGCACUUGAUAUUCAAUACUAAUCUCGUCCCUGAGCGAAUAACUGCCAUA